Molecule: messenger RNA, 930 nt
Organism: Oncorhynchus masou masou (cherry salmon)
Lineage: Eukaryota; Metazoa; Chordata; Actinopteri; Salmoniformes; Salmonidae
Product: cAMP-responsive element modulator-like
Exons: 5
Coding region: 1-567 (188 amino acids)
Biological process (GO): regulation of transcription by RNA polymerase II
Cellular component (GO): ATF4-CREB1 transcription factor complex; nucleus
Molecular function (GO): RNA polymerase II cis-regulatory region sequence-specific DNA binding; DNA-binding transcription factor activity, RNA polymerase II-specific
Source: RefSeq, a predicted model, not a curated record
AUGCCAGCCUCUAUUUAUCAGACAAACCAUGGCCAGUUCAUUGCUUUUACUCAGGAUGGUGCCAUCCAGCUGACCAGUGCUCUACCUAGGGGACUACAGGCCUUGCAGCCUCUGACCAUGUCCAACUCUGGAAACUCCCAGUCUGCUGCAGCCAUCGUCCAGUAUUCCCAACAGUCAGGAGAUGGCACUCAGCAGUUCUAUAUGCAAGGCAACAAGGGGAUGGUAAAAGGUAAAUGCUCUAGACCCUCACCAUCAAGUAUUGCUGCUUCCACUGGUGACAUGUCAGGCUACCAGAUCUGCACUCCCACCUCCAGCCUGCCCCAGGGCGUUGUGAUGGCUGGCUCCCCAGGCUCCCUGCACAGCCCCCCCCACGUGGCUGACGAGACCACACGCAAGAGACAACUCCGCCUCAUGAAGAACAGGGAGGCUGCCCGCGAGUGUCGCCGAAAGAAGAAGGAAUAUGUAAAAUGUCUUGAGAAUCGGGUGGCUGUGCUCGAAAAUCAAAACAGGACUCUCAUUGAGGAACUAAAAGCGCUUAAAGACAUCUAUUGCCACAAAGUUGAAUGACCACAGACUGCUAAUGGCUUGAGGGUGUGCAACGCAGUAACAGUUUACAGAUAACUGUAAGGGUAUCCUGGAGAAUCCGCUUUGACUCGAUGUCCAGCAUCUGCUCUCACACACCAAAAUAUAAAAAAAACAACACCUCUUUUCCCGAUCCACUUGUUUAGAAGACAUGUUCCGUACUGUCGUCAUACAACAUUUUACAGUAUCUGGCCAGUUGUGGCGCGAGUACAGCGAGUAUUAUGAGGUGCCCCUGUUGCUUUUCCUUGUUGCAGGCAGGCAGCCAAAGAGUGCCGGCGGAGGAAGAGAGAGUAUAUUCGCUGUCUGGAGACUCGCCUCACCAUGCUGGAGGCCCAGAACAAGAAGCUC